GCUCGUACGUGCACCCGCAAGCACGUCCCCGCGCCUCGUUAGUGAAGUAGCAGGUUCGUUACGACGCUAUCAGUGAAGAGCACGACAGAUUACACACCCGUUCGGACCAACGCUUCGGAAGAUAUGACGUGAAACACAAAAAGUCGAUCACUUAGAAGGGUUUGAAAUCUUUUUUUCGUCAACUUCGCAGUGUAAACAUUUCUUUCCCACACAGAACUGAAGUGAUAAACAGACGUUUAAACAUACGUUUAGAGUAACUUCAUCUCUGACUACAGCUUCAUCCAAGAGAUCUCAGCCAUGGAUUCCUUCAUUCCCAGAUCUUUCUGGAACCUUCGAAUUGCUCUGGUUGUUGCGUUUGUGCCUGGCUCAACAGGGGCACCACAGGGCUGUGGCUCAAACGUAAGCUCUCUCUACUAUAACCUGUGCGAUCUUGGUGCAGUUUGGGGCAUCGUACUGGAGGCAUUUGCCACCGCCGGUGUGUUGAUAUGCCUCAUUCUGUUGAUGGUUCUCCUUGCCAGCCUGCCAUUUAUGUCGGAUAGCAGGCGACGUAGAUCAGUACCAUUGGACGUUGGCUUAAUUGUGGGUGCUCUGGGCCUCUUUGGGCUGGCAUUUGCCUUCAUCGUGGGCAUGGACUUUGCCACAUGCACCUCGCGCCGCUUCCUGUUUGGUGUGUUGUUUGCAGCCUGCUUCUCCUGCCUUCUUAUGAAAGCCAUAAAUCUAAACAUCCUCUCCAGGUACAACAAGGCACCCAGAGCCUGGGCACUAUGCCUCGGAGCCUUGGCGCUUUGGUUGGUCGAAGUGAUCAUCAACACAGAAUGGCUGAUUAUCACCAUGGUCCGCCAGCCCAUUAAUGUCACGUUUGGUCUGCCUGUGCCAUGCUUGAUUGCUAACAAAGACUUUGUAAUGGCUCUUAUUUAUGUUAUGGUUCUACUGGUGGCUGUCAUUGUGGCAUCCAUAUCAAUCCUGUUCGGCGAGCACCAGCGCUGGCACAAGGACGGUGUCUUCAUCCUGCUCACUGGAAUGUUCUCACUGGGCAUUUGGGUUGCAUGGAUAGUCAUGUACACUUACGGCAAUGCCCAGCAAGGCAGCCCUGCAUGGGGCGACCCGACCCUCACUAUAGCACUGGUGGCUAAUGCCUGGGUGUUCUUAUUGCUUUACACAGUGCCCGAGCUGUGCCAGGUAACCGAUGACUCAGACAGCGUAUCAUCCAUCCCUUCUGAUGUCUACACAAACCAUGCAGUGGGGUAUGAGAACAUCCUCAAAGAGCAAAGCUCACAGAACAUGUUUAUGGAAAAUAAGGCCUUCUCUAUGGACGAACCCAAAACAGGUAACAAGCCUCUGUCUCCAUAUAGCGGCUACAACGGACAGAUGCGCAGCUCCGUGUACCAGCCUACGGAGCUCGCAAUUAUCACCAAAGGAGUGACAAAUCUACAGGUGGACCAUUCGUAUGAUACUACGAUCCCACGAGCCUCUCUCGUCUCCCAACCCAGUCAGAGCGGCAACAUCAGCCCUCCCAUGUCUGACAUCGGACGGAAACCUGUCACUAACGGUAACGGCCUGAACUGGAAAUCACAGUGGUGAAUCUAGCCAAGACUUCCUGCUUUGGAUGCCUUACUCUGUUCUUUUUCUUACAACAACGUUUCAUUAUGUUUUCACCUUGGCCAAGGAACUUUUUACAGGCCAAAGAACUUAGAAGCUUCAUCUCAGAAUGUCUAGGUAUCAAUUUGCCCAUUAAAGACAAUUUAUGGGCAUUUUGUCACAGCGAACCUGAAUAAGAAAUUCAGCCCAGGAGAUGAGACUGCAGAGUUGGAUGUAGGAAUGUUCAUGGAGACUGUUCAUGUAUUACGCAGUGGUUGUCUUUGCUACUACAAUACUAUGCAUUUAGAAUAAAGAGAAAGAAUGGCUGAUGAAUGGUACUUUUUAAUAAUGUGAAAUGUUGCUUGUAACUGGGCAUAAAUGAACCAAUCCAGUGUACAGUUUAUAAUACCUUUUUUCUGAGAGUGUAUGUCUGAAACUGUUCAUUCAUCUGCUACAACCAGUAAAAUGUAGGUACAGUAGUGAGAUCAUCUGUAUGCAAUCCUUUUAAGUUAAAGGUACAAACUCAGAAAAAAGGUUCUAAAUGGUACAUUUCAUGGUAUACAUGAUGGGUAUCUAUAGGUAUAUAUUUUAUAUACAUUUACAGUACAUCGUACCUUUGUCAUACCUUUUUUUCUGGCAGUGAAGCUUGCAGCAACAUUUCUGUGAAGUGGGUAUGUUGUGAUUAAUAUCAUUUUAUUAGUGCGGAAUUUAAUCAAUGCUGUAUUUUAAAGGUUUAAAGCUAAAAUGUGUUCAGUAUUGCAACACAUUAUUCAAAGAUAAUUUCUCCAAUAAUUGCAGGAGAUAAACGCACGUAUAUGUGAGAUAUGUACACACAUGCACCCACACACACAUUAAGAUGUAUCACAUUUCAUUAAUAGGUGUAUACAGAGAUGUAUUUUUGUGUGCUUGUGUAUGUUCAUGUGAAUGGUUUGCUCUUCAUUUCCGUGAAGACAAAGUCCCGGCUGUGCUUGAAAGAUAAGAUCCCAAAGUGAAAUUUAUCAACUGGAAAAGUUCCUGUCCACCAUAAGCAGUGCUCGCAAAAUUUACAUAGCAACAGCAGAUAAGUCUCACCUACAGACUUUCCUACCUACAGGAAUAGACAAGUCUGAUCAAGCAGAUUGCGGCAUGGGGUUUUUUAAGGGCAACUAAUUAUAGGUUUAUAUUUAAGGCCUUUUCUGUAAGUUAGACUUAUUUUUCUAGGCAAAAUAUAUAUAUUUUUUUUUUUAUUACUAGACAUUUGCAUAUUAUUAAUGUGAGAUCUUAAUUUUUGACAUUCUUGUAGCAGUUGAUGAUAAUACGGUCAACUUUGGUGCCAUGUCUAAUGACUAUCUGGAAUGUGUGCAUUUUUUUAUAUGCAUUAAAUGAUUUAAGCCAUGGGCAGGUUGCCAUCAUUAUAAGACACAUUUUAUUAUUAUAUUUUGUGUAUAAAUGUUAAACUCUGAAAGUUCUUGUCAAUAUAAUUGUAAAGACUAUGGGCCAUUUCUUAAGUAAAAUGUAUUAGAAUAUGCAUAAGAAAUUAACCAUAAGGAUAAGAGAAAUAAACAUAAGUUUGUUUGGGCUUUUGUUUUGCUAGAAUUUUAAUAUAUGCAUCAAGUUGUAUGAUUGGAAAUCCAGAGAACAUAAAAAGAGCAAACCUAUAAUAUCUAAUCCA
Messenger RNA from Tachysurus fulvidraco (yellow catfish), 3229 nucleotides. RefSeq names its product G protein-coupled receptor, class C, group 5, member C (gene gprc5c). The record is from RefSeq and is a predicted model, not a curated record. The coding region runs from base 298 to 1581 and encodes 427 amino acids. Gene Ontology annotation, biological process: G protein-coupled receptor signaling pathway. Gene Ontology annotation, cellular component: intracellular membrane-bounded organelle; plasma membrane; extracellular exosome. Gene Ontology annotation, molecular function: G protein-coupled receptor activity; protein kinase activator activity. The transcript has 5 exons. Lineage: Eukaryota; Metazoa; Chordata; Actinopteri; Siluriformes; Bagridae.